CAGCUGGGGACUGCUUGUUUAAAAACGAUGUGAUGUGUUUCACAUUUGUGAAGCAAGGCAAGGUUUGAUAGCCACGUCUAGAGAGUGCUACACAGCUGGCUUUAAAACCACUUACUAGAGGACAAGUUGAUCAUAGGAAUUUAAGAAGAUAACUGCACUCGGACCACGCUACCAAGGACGCACUAGAUGCAGACGGAGCGUGCAAAGAGGAUGGACUCUGCAGGAGAAGAAGCGUCCCUGAAUUCACCUGAGCUGCCCUGGAACCAGCUCUAUUUGAAGAGAAGGACCGAGUCCAGGAUCCAGUUAAGGAGGAGAGUGUGCUUCACUGGCCCUGCUGCUGCUCCUGUUACUGGGGUAUUGGCAAUCCUCAUACUGGCUGCUGGCAGUGUGAGCAGCGACAGUGAGUCUGUGAAAGGCCCGAGCUCAGUGAAGUGUACUGAGGGGCAGGACUGUAUCCUGAGCUGCACCUUCAACUACACAGCUGGAGGCUGGGAUGAGAAGUUAGCUGUGAUCUGGAGAAGAGCAGAAACGGACCGCAUCGUUCACAGUUACCAUGACAACACAGACCAGCUUGCCGAUCAGUCCCCUCAGUAUGUGAACAGGACCAGCCUGUUUGAUUCUGAGCUGCAGCGCGGGAACGCUUCACUGCUGCUGAGGAGAGUCAGGGAGGAAGAUGCUGGAGAAUACGAGUGCUUCGUUUCCACUCCUAGACUGUACGGGUCGGGCCUGACUGACGUAGUCGUGGUUCCGGCUCAACCCACAACAGCUCCUGUGACAGUCCCGAGCUCUGACAGGAGGGGUUUAGGAGCACUUCUUCCUCUUCUUGCUCUUUGUGAGAUUGCAAGUCUGUGUUGGUCUGUGACUCUAUAAAAGACAUGCAAGUCCAGCACAGGCAGUGCCGUUAUCAGACGUGAUCGAGGAGCCCAUUGAAGUCAGACCGCUCCCCUGGACUGCUCAAUAUACCCAGUUUAAUACAAGCUCCCAAAACAAAAUACAAUGUAACCCCGUUAAUGUCCCCUUGGUUAAUAUCCCAACCCGCUUAUUAUCAUGGUUUUUUUAAAAACCACUUGCCACUCCCCAUAGGUUUCUAUGUUAAAUUAACUCUUUUAAUAUCGCUAGGAACCCCGCUUAUUAUCCCCUUUUUGAGUCGUCUACCAAAGCUGUGCAGAUGAGGUGUACUGUUUUAAAUAAAUUAUUUAACCAAUGAUACUAUCCCUAGAUUAUUAAACUCUGUGUAAACACUAUCACAAGCGGUACUGGAAGGACGUUACUUCAGAAAGUCACACACCUUCAAAAUGUUGGUUAAACUGACUUUGGUUACAUAACUAGCCUGAUGUACUGUACGUAGCUCACUACAAACAAAAACACCUGCUCGAAAAAGAAAAGAUCUGACAGACACUCAGAAACAGGAAACUUUAUGUCUCUGUGAAGAAACACCAAAGAUUUCACAUCAAAACAUUGCAAAACAAUUCGGAAUUGAUCAGUCCACUCUUAAUAAACUCUACCGAAAUCGGGAGCUGGCUUUGCUGUGCCUGAUUUCAUUAGAUUGUACACAUAGCGUUGUUUGAGUUGUUAGUUACAGUAAUUAUGUUGCGUUACAGCAAUAAACUUAAGCUUAUGGUGCGGUAAGUGUUUUAGUGGACUGGUUUCCCCCUGCACUGAUAUCAUGUCAGCUAGCUAAUUAAAGUAUGCAGCAAUUGUUCAUGUUGUUUUGAGCUAUAUAGACAAAUAAUUAAUUUCUGCUAUUGUCUAAUUAAACCUAUUUGAUGUUACAGUAGUGUAACAUUAGUACAAUAUUGCAAUAAAAGACUACAGGUAUGGAUUAUCCCCAAAUAACUCUGUAUGGUAAUGGGGAUAAUAAACAGGUUACACUGUAUAUACAGAGUAUUUCAUUGUAUUAUUUCUGCAGUUUUGCUUGUCUACCUUUAUUUUAUAUUCGUAUUUGAUUGCAAUAAAAUAUAUGGCAGCGUACAUGUAUUGUGAGAAGGGGAGCGCUGAAGAGUUUGAUCCGUGUUCGGAGGAUUUCUGAAAGCAGCGACAGCACUUGGAGUAUCUUUUAGAGUGCUGGGACAAAAUACUGUGAAGCCAGAAAUACUUGCAACCAAAACAUUCAGUGAAUCACUCCCGUAAAACCUGUUUUACUCCAGAAAUGUGGCAGCCUGUUGCAAUAUACGAAGUGGAAUUUGAAAACCGUCUAAUAAAAGUCUCGCAAAGAUUUAUAUAAUAUAAUAUAUUUACAGUACUUGCAAUGCACAGCACUGGAUAUGAAACAACACAUUAGUAAUUAUCCCUGCAUCAGUUCUCUAUUUAUCUAGUUCAUUGUUUAAGUGUCCUUAUAGCAAAGUCCUGGUUCUAUCUAAUUGAUUAUCUUUGCCUCAUUAACCCAUUUGAAGAUUUCUCUGUUACAGGCACCUGACUCUUAGAGAGUCAGUUUUUGUGUAGAGAAGGAGAGAGAAGGGUGUGGUUGCUGUGAGGGCUUGUGAAAUAAAAAAAAAUGUGUUCUAGAAAGUUCUAGAAAUGCGUUCGAGUUCAUCUGUGCCCUUGCCCUGUAACAACCUGUACUGCUUAUCUAUCUUGUUUUUCUAAUUUAUCUUGUUUUUCUCAGAAUGUUAUGGGAAAGGGAUAGCUCACAGAAAUGAUUCACAGGGCGAGCCUCGAGAAAGUGAUCUGGCCAAUUACUCUCUCGCACGCAGAAGCCUAACUUGGUAAGCUAUAAAAGAACGGGUUCCUCCCCUACUCUGGUGAGAGUCGGCCGUGAGGAUUUGCGCAGUCCUGCUCGGUAUUUUUGGAGACAGCUGCUUUCUCUUACCAGGGUCGAGGGGCUCUCCCGAUCUGCUUGGAAGGGUAAGGAUUAGUUCAGUUGCGUCUCUAUGAGUAUAUUAUAUCUCUGAUUAAUAUAUUCUUGUAUGUGUGUUUGUCUAUUAUUGUAUCAAGGGUGUGAAAUAAAGCGGACCUUAUUUGGAA
Acipenser ruthenus (sterlet) is the source of this 2964-nucleotide messenger RNA. RefSeq names its product CD276 antigen-like. Lineage: Eukaryota; Metazoa; Chordata; Actinopteri; Acipenseriformes; Acipenseridae. The record is from RefSeq and is a predicted model, not a curated record. The transcript is spliced from 3 exons. Gene Ontology annotation, biological process: immune response; T cell costimulation; cellular response to lipopolysaccharide. Gene Ontology annotation, cellular component: external side of plasma membrane. Bases 187 to 870 code for a protein of 227 amino acids.